CACUCAAAGCAUGAUGGAGUGUAGUGCACGCAAAGAGAUGGUCCUUCAUAGCAGCACAUCAAAGAUGCAUGAACAUUUCAAGCAAAAGCUCACGCAUGGUCAAUGAAAGAUGUUAGACUAAUAUUACAUGGAUGGGGGUUUCCAAGUGAUAAAUAUGUUACAAAUUAUACAUAUGUACAGCUCUGUAUUACACAGGGAGGUAUCAGUUACUCAAACACACGCAGUCACAUUAAGCAUCAACUAACACUAGCCUGGCCUGAACACUGUACACUACACAGGCGACAGGGGCUGGGUCACGGUCUCCAUUUUCUAUCCACGCCUAGGUUGAAAAACUGAUACUAAAUCCUAAAUACAGUAGCUGUGGUAUCUUUGGGAGUAGACACUGCUUUUACGGGAUGAAGUAGCGUUAAAUAGUCCGGAGAAUUAGCACCGGAAGCGCUACAGGACACAUACUCUGAUGACUGUGUCGGCUGAGUUGUAACUCUUUAGCGAGUGUUGGGAAUGCAGCCACCUCUAGCACCAGCCACGGUCAGAGAGCUGGUGCGCUCCCAUCUCCAUCUUAACCCUGUUGCUGCAGAUUUGCGCUGCAGUCUUUUUGUGGCUGCCGUGCAGAACUACAAGCGUGACUCUGUCCUGAGACCGUUCCCACCUCGAUAUCUACGAGGAGAGAUAAAGGAUUUUGAAGAGUUGCAGAAAGAUGUGAGCUCCUUGCCAAGCAUAAGAGACCUGGUCCGACUGGAAUCAGGAGAUGGAGAUCAUCAUCUGGCACUAGUACACUGGGUGCUCUCCUCCAAGAGUUUUGAUAUAAAGACCAUCCAGAAAGAAGAGUGGACCAGACUCAGCCAGAUGACACAAAAUGCAGGGGUCUCCUCUCCUGUGCCAGACUUCCUUUUUGAAUUGGAAUACUGUGAACAAAUGAAUUCGAAGUUUGAGAAGACACGGGCAGGACGGGACGUUAUCUAUGCAUUCCAUGGCAGCCGACUGGAGAACUUUCAUUCCAUUAUUCACAAUGGUCUACACUGCCAUCUGAAUAAGACAUCACUGUUUGGAGAAGGCACUUACCUGACCAGUGACCUUAGUAUGGCUUUUCUCUAUAGCCCCCAUGGAAAUGGAUGGUGUGACAGUGUCCUUGGGCCAGUACUAAGCUGUAUUGCCUUGUGUGAGAUCAUUGAUCAUCCAGAUGUAAAGUGUCAGGUAAAGAAGAAAGACAAGAGAAUUUGGGUUAAGAUCUGCUCAAAUAUUUUAGACUCUGAGAACCUUGACCGCAAGCGUUUGAGGGCAAGGAACAGCGAGGGUGGGGACGUGCCAGAGAAGUACUUUGUGGUCACCAAUAAUGAGCUGCUGAGAGUAAAGUACUUGCUGGUAUACUCUCAGAAACGUUCUAGAACCAGACAUGCUCAAAGGACAUCAUGGCUGGUCAGACACCAUUUUGCCAUUAUGAUGGGUCUCUACCUUCUGCUUCUCAUAUUUAUUGGUGCCUUCAAUUCUACUAGUUUUCAGUCAUUUUGGCAUAGAAUAUUCCGGUGAUCCAACUUUUCAUCACAUUUGCCUCGUUUCCAAAGUGCCUUUUUCUUUGGUUCACAAAGAUCACUUAAGAAUUUAGUUCAAGACUUGCAAUGAACUUAAUGCUCAGGAAACUCUGAACAUUUUAUCCAUCAGUUAGUGUGUGCAAGUUGUACUGCAGGCACACGUAAUUUAAUCAAAGAUUAAUAUGCAUUUAUUAACUUUUUAAGUCAACACAAUGUAACAUUUACAUCUGAGAAACAGUGUGGGGAGAGACGCCUGCCUGUCUAGGCUGUGGGAGUCUUUUUUUAAACACUGUGGCAUGUAGCUUGUCAUAAGAAUUUA
Molecule: messenger RNA, 1848 nt
Organism: Ictalurus furcatus (blue catfish)
Lineage: Eukaryota; Metazoa; Chordata; Actinopteri; Siluriformes; Ictaluridae
Gene: parp16
Product: poly (ADP-ribose) polymerase family, member 16
Exons: 7
Coding region: 502-1527 (341 amino acids)
Biological process (GO): endoplasmic reticulum unfolded protein response
Cellular component (GO): endoplasmic reticulum tubular network; intracellular anatomical structure; nuclear envelope
Molecular function (GO): NAD+ poly-ADP-ribosyltransferase activity; protein serine/threonine kinase activator activity; kinase binding
Source: RefSeq, a predicted model, not a curated record